Molecule: messenger RNA, 3096 nt
Organism: Punctularia strigosozonata HHB-11173 SS5
Lineage: Eukaryota; Fungi; Basidiomycota; Agaricomycetes; Corticiales; Punctulariaceae
Product: inositol polyphosphate phosphatase
Exons: 22
Coding region: 1-3096 (1031 amino acids)
Biological process (GO): phosphatidylinositol dephosphorylation
Cellular component (GO): cytoplasm; membrane
Molecular function (GO): phosphatidylinositol-4,5-bisphosphate 5-phosphatase activity; phosphatidylinositol-3,5-bisphosphate 5-phosphatase activity
Source: RefSeq, a predicted model, not a curated record
AUGCACCUGUAUCUUGGGGAGGAGCCCCGUACUCUGUAUCUUGUCACUGGAUCGCACGAUGUUGGGCGACCGCGCCGAGCUUUGGUCUUCCAAGCAGCAGAACGGAAUCCAUCACAAGCAGUGGUCGAGUUUCUGCCGAAAGAGGAGGUUGAUCUAACGAAGACGGUUCGGCUAACCAACAGGGUAAUCAAAGGCUGUCUGGGCUUGGUUUCGAUCUCGAAUGAGCUGUUUCUUGCUCUCGUCACCUCCGCCACUGAAGUCGGGAACACGCGCCCUUCGGCGUCAUUGCCCGAAUCGGUGGCUAAAAUCCAUGAAAUUGCAUUCUACAGUCUUACGACUUCAACUUGGGAUGACCUAUCCUCUGAUGUACUACCAAGCCCCGGUCAGCCAGACUUCGCGGAUAUACCAAUGACAAGAGAUCCAUACGGAUCGAAUACUCCUCCUCCGGGCAUUGAACAUCCAUGCUCUCCUCUGGUAAAGAUCCUCUCUUCUGGAUCCUUCUAUUAUGCUCUGGAGCCACACUUUGAUCUGUCGUCGAGGCUUUCCCAUCGCCUUUCGGCACUAGAGAUUGAUUCAAAAGAAUCGAUGGCAUUCGAUGAGCGCUUUGUGUGGAACGAAUACAUCAUCCGUAGUCUUCUUGAUUUCCGGGAACGUUUGGAUGCGAAAGAACGGGAAGACUUUGAUCUCUGUCAGUUCCUGGUUUUGGCUAUUCAAGGCUACGUCGGCGUCUUCACAGUGCCUUUACCUGCCCCGCCUACCAAUGGUUCACCUAUUAUCGCCACCCUCACGCUAAUAUCUCGCUUGGGGAAAAAACGCGCAGGCACACGCUUCAAUACCCGUGGGGUUGACGAUGAUGGCAACACGGCCAAUUUCGUUGAAACGGAGACAUUAUUUAGCACGGAUCAACACUGUUUCAGCUAUGUACAAGUUCGUGGCAGCGUUCCAUUAUUCUGGGAGCAGCAAGGGAUGCAAGCUUUCGGCCAGAGAAUCCAAAUCACCCGCCCUCACGCAUCACAGCCCGCUUUCGACCGCCACUUUGCUCAACUUACAGAAGAAUACGGACCCGCGCAUGCUAUCAAUCUUCUUGGCACGAAGGAGAACGAGGCUAGCUUAACCACAGAGUACGCACGGCAUAUGCGCGCUGCGCAGACUAUCUUUGGCGAAGACGUCGGGAUAACCCACUUCGACUUCCACAACGCGGUGAGAGUUGGUGGCCACGAGAGUAUCAUCCGUGACCUACGGCGUCUGGACGGCGUGCGAGAGAAUAUUGAUCGGUUCGGAUUCAGCAUGUGCGACUCUACAUCUGGCGAGAUUAUCACGGAGCAGAAGGGGAUUUUCCGCACGAACUGCUUAGACUGCUUGGAUCGUACGAACUUCAUUCAAGAUAUUUUAUCUCGCAUAACAUUGGAACAGUACCUUGUUCUGGUACGGAGAGAAUGGCUUCAGUCCGCCUCGCUUUGGACAUACCAUCGCGAGCUAUGGGCCGAAAACGGUGACGCGCUCUCACGCAUAUAUGCGGGCACUGGCGCUUUGAACACCAGUUUCACCCGCAGUGGGAAACGUACGCUCGCCGGCGUACUCUCCGAUGCCACUAAGAGUGUGUCGCGUGCGUACAUUAACAACUUCCAGGAUAAAGGAAAACAAGCCGCCAUAGACAUGUUUCUUGGAAAUCUCAGUAAUCAACGCCAGGUCACUAUUUUCGACCCUAUCCAUGACUCCAUCCGUGCUGCUUUGGAUCAGCGGAUGUCGGAGUACUCCACCAUCAAGCCAUGCACUAUCUUUGCUGGCACGUGGAACCUGAAUGGCAGGCCUCCGUCAUCCGAGUCGCUGCUUCCGUGGUUGUUUCCCAGCUCCAAUGCUUCCGAUCCAGACAUAUUUGCAAUCGGUUUCCAAGAAAUUGUUCCUCUUACAGCGCAGCAAAUUGUUCAGACAGACCCUGAAAAGAGGCGUAUCUGGGAGGCGAGGUUGUUAGAUACAUUAGACAAACGUCCCAACAAGCAGUCACAAUACGUUCUUCUCAGAAGCGAACAGCUCGUAGGCACUGCACUGGUGGUGCUGGUGAAAUCAAACCUUACCGCUGUCCUUCGCAAGGUCGAGGCAGCUACCCGUAAGACAGGGCUGAGAGGUAUGUCCGGUAACAAGGGCGCAGUGGCGAUACGCUUGGAUUAUCACGAUACGAGCUUCUGUUUCGUGACGGCGCACCUCGCUGCUGGUCAUGGCAACGUGGACGAGCGCAAUGCGGAUUAUCACACCAUCGUUAAUGGCUUACAUUUCUCCAAAGGCAAGACUAUCGAAAGUCACGAAAACGUCGUAUGGCUGGCAGAUACAAAUUAUCGGAUUGAUCUCGAGAAUGGUAUCGUGCGGUCAUGUGCCGUCACCGAUCAACUUGACGUUCUCCUUGGCGCAGACCAGCUAAGAGCAGCGAUUGAUUCUCGCGCUGUAUUCGCGGGAUAUGAAGAAGGGCCUAUCCUCUUUCGUCCAACCUACAAGUAUGACGUUGGCACUGAUCAAUACGACACGAGCGAAAAACUUCGAGUGCCCGCUUGGACAGAUCGCAUCCUAUUCAAGGGGAAGCAUUUGGAUCUUAUGAUAUACUCCCGCGCCGAAUUACGAGGAUCGGACCACAAGCCGGUAUAUGCACUCUUCAGGUCUGAUGUUCGCAUCAUUGAUGCGGCGAAACGAGCUGCUCUGGCACAACUCUUAGCAGACAACGUACUCUCUACAGCUCCUGGGGAGAAACUCGACGAGAAACUGGCCAGUUUAACAUUUUAUUCGGACAGUGGCGAAUUGCCAGAGCCGAGCUCCGAUGUGGCAGCAUGGUGGGAUAUGCCUGACCAUCCAGGUGGGGUGUUUGCGAUACACGACAGUAAUGGACCACCCCGGUCAACAAACCCAUUCGAUUCCCUCGCCGGGUCGCCCAUCUCGUCCUCACCGUCGUCAUCGGAGGAGGAGAUCUACGCAGCGCUUCAAACACCUAUGGCUAUGGCCCCGGCCCUUAUUCCUGACGGCGGCAGUGCGUAUUCACGAAAACCUCCACCCGUACCUUCUCGGAGCACGAAACCCCCCGCCAUGCCCAGGGAUACGAGUGCAUCGUAG